UUUUGGUGUAAUCCGUCCCUUAAAAAUGUUUAAUGACCAAUCGUUUAAUGACAUUACUGGCGAAGAUAACAUGUCAUUCGAGUAUGAAGGAAUAUCUAAUUUUGAAAAUAAUCUUUAUGAAAAUAUUAGUGAUGGAAAUAUAAUUGAUGAUGAAAAUGUUACUGAUGAUGAAGACAGUGACCAUACUGAAGAUGAAAAGAAUAAGACAACAAGAUCUUUGCCUAUUACAUCUUACUUUACUCCCUGUGAAGUCAGAUAUUGCGAUGUCUAUAUGUAUAAUGAUGAUGGUACUUCUAAAAAAUAUACAACAGUGUUUAUGCCUAAAACAUCAACAACUAAUAUAGCUGCGCAUUUGUGCACUGAACACCAAAUUUUUAAAACCCAAAAAUGGGAAGUACAACCACCCCUAAUAUCAACUACAAUUCCUACAGCAACCAAUCAAAGAACAAUUGAAACAGUAAUACAAAAGCACAUAGAAAAUGCGUCACCCCUUCCCGAAAAACAGCAAAAUCGUAUUGCUUAUCGGCUUGUUGCUUGGAUAGUUGAGGAGAUGAUGCCAUUGAAUUGUAUUAACCAUGAUCG
Racocetra persica is the source of this 582-nucleotide messenger RNA. The record is from the annotation of a GenBank genome assembly. NCBI's taxonomy places the organism in Eukaryota, Fungi, Glomeromycota, Glomeromycetes, Diversisporales, Gigasporaceae.